AUGCUCGGCUCUCAGCGACGUGCAGGGCGCAGUUCUGGCAACCGCCGUCCACCACCAUCUCGACACGAUGAGCAAGACUCGGUUGACCUCCCGCCGUAUGAACCGCCGAAAUGCCCUCUCACCGACGACAUCAAGCGCCAACUGAAGGAGCUCUCCACAAGUCGCAUCAACGAUACAUACGAGAAGCACACGGCCGAAUCCACCAAGCUUCUUAGCACCACCGUAUACGCCAUCAACGAGCGAGUGACCCACCGCAAGAGGACUGCCGCGCAGAAUGCAGAAAGGGCCGCCAAGAGGAAGCACAGCAACGAUGACGCCGAGGGUGAUGAUGAGGGCGCAGCCGCCGAAAGAGCAGAGGGCGCGGUACAGGAGCUGGAGGGGGAAGUCUCCGAGCUGGCCACCCUGAUCGAGGAGGCCAUGAGGGGCGCCCUCGACAUGCAGGCCGCGCUAGAGGACGAGAAGAGCGUUUUGAGAGACCUGCCCGACAUGGUCGCAGACCGACAGCGGAUCGCGUUGGAACUCGCACAGCAGGACCGGGAAGCCGAUGAGGGAGACCCUGAACCCCCUGAGGUCUCAGGAGUCCCCAUAUUCCACGUUUUCGAGAAGGCGCGCGAUGCUAAAGCAGCGGAGUAUGACAAGUUGCCCCCUUACGAGAAGUACGCGCGCAACAACAGCUACAUCGACUUCAAGCAGUCGUGGCAUGAGGGGCUGUACGAGAACCCGGACGAUAUACCGCUGCCGGAUGCCACCAAGUGGUUCGACCGGGACGGCCGCCCGAGACUCGAGACUCGCAAGGACGAGCGGCAGGGCGGGGCUGACGCGGAUGAGGAAGACGGUGACGAGGACGAUGAGAUACAGAUCGCACGCGAGAAGAGGAGCUUCAGAUGCCCGUUGACGCUCAGUGUCAUGCGGGAGCCCUACACGUGCAGGCUUUGCAAGCACUCAUUUGAGAAAGACUCUAUCAUGGAGUACCUUGGCGGAGGAAAUGGGAGGGGUCGAGUUGCGAAGUGCCCAGAGGCUGGGUGCCAUGUUGAGGCCAUGACGGCGCAAGAUCUUUACUUCGACGAGGCGUUGCUGCGCAGGAUCAAGCGCGCCGAGCAGGCGGAAAGGGAAGCGGCGGAGCGAUCCUCGGAUCAAGAGGACGAGGACGAAGAGGAGGGAAGCAUGGAUGCUUCGCAUGUCAGCCGUGCAAGCGCGAGGCGAAGAGUCAAAGCAGAGCCGGGGGGAGACGAUGAGGAUCAAGCUGAUGAUGAUGGUUCAGUCUGA
Molecule: messenger RNA, 1266 nt
Organism: Diaporthe amygdali
Lineage: Eukaryota; Fungi; Ascomycota; Sordariomycetes; Diaporthales; Diaporthaceae
Exons: 2
Coding region: 1-1266 (421 amino acids)
Biological process (GO): protein sumoylation; double-strand break repair via homologous recombination
Cellular component (GO): Smc5-Smc6 complex; nucleus
Molecular function (GO): SUMO ligase activity; zinc ion binding
Source: RefSeq, a predicted model, not a curated record